Molecule: messenger RNA, 2073 nt
Organism: Striga hermonthica
Lineage: Eukaryota; Viridiplantae; Streptophyta; Magnoliopsida; Lamiales; Orobanchaceae
Source: the annotation of a GenBank genome assembly
AUGGCGUCGAAGAAAGGUAAUGAAGGUUGGUGGCGGAUGUGGAACAAUUCCCGUUCCUAUUCCCAUUUCGAGGUGCCAAAGCGAAGUUUAGUGGUGAAUUGCUGCAGCCUUUAUGUGAGGCAGCAACGGCCGAUUGGGAUUGGAGUGCAACAGGAGAGAUACAAGUGGGACAGCGGCGCCGGUGCCGGCGACCAGCACACUGCUCGGAGAAUUAGAGCGGAGGCUAAUUGCCCUCGCUGCUCUAAGCAAAUGGAUCUCCUUUUCACCAACCGCUCGCACCACCUUAUUCCUCCCGCCCAUGCUGCUGAUAAUCCUCUUCCCAAUACUGAUACCACAAAUGAUAGUAUCAGCCAUAGUAAGAAGAACAACUCCUCCUCCACCAACAAAAAUACCAAUGAUAAGGAUGUGGGCAACAGCGCUUACCAGGCUGUUAAUCUUUGCCCCAAUUGUAAGACAGCUUAUUACUUCAGGCCGUUCAAGAUGUCUCCUCUCCAGGGGAGUUUUGUUGAGAUUGGCCGAGUGAAAAGCAAGAAUUCUAAUUCAGAUUUAACUGUUGAUCCUCGAGAGAACUACGGAAAGAGGCUCCGUCCAUCCUUCUGGGAGACCUUGAGAUCAUACGGUAGUGAGAACUUGCCUCCGCCGCCGAUCCCACCCUCAUCAGAUAAUGGGAUUGCUGUGCAUACUCCACCUGGUCCACCUUUUGCUCCCGGUGUUGAUGUUGUUCGAGCAUCACCAAAUGGCAAGCGUGGUGGUGGUGGUGCUAAUAAUGGUGCAGAGAAGAGCACCUGGGGUGGGUCUAAUCUUGGUAAGAAUUUGCCCACACCAAAGGAGAUAUGUAAUGGACUAGACAAAUUUGUUAUUGGCCAGGAACGUGCAAAAAAGGUGCUUUCAGUGGCUGUGUACAACCACUACAAAAGGAUAUACCAUGCCAAUUUAGACAAGGGGUCGGAAUCUGAAUCAUCCAGAUUAGAUGAUGAUGAUGAUGAUAAUGUAGACUUGGAGAAGAGCAAUGUGCUUUUAAUGGGGCCAACUGGCUCAGGGAAAACGCUGCUUGCAAAAACACUUGCUCGAUUUGUCAAUGUGCCUUUCGUCAUUGCAGAUGCAACAACUUUGACGCAGGCUGGUUAUGUUGGCGAAGAUGUUGAAUCAAUAUUGUACAAAUUACUCACUGUCGCUGAGUUUAACGUGCAAGCAGCACAACAAGGGAUGGUGUACAUAGAUGAAGUUGAUAAGAUAACUAAGAAGGCUGAGAGCUUAAAUAUCAGCAGAGAUGUUUCUGGUGAGGGUGUUCAGCAGGCAUUGCUCAAAAUGCUUGAAGGGACUAUAGUAAAUGUUCCCGAAAAGGGGGCUAGGAAGCACCCUCGGGGCGAUAGUAUUCAGAUAGAUACCAAAAAUAUCCUUUUCAUUUGUGGAGGAGCAUUUGUCGAUUUAGAGAAAACUAUUUCCGAAAGACGGCAGGAUUCGUCAAUUGGGUUUGGAGCUCCAAUACGUGCUAACAUGAGAUCAGGUGGAGUUACUGAUGCUGCUAUCACAUCAUCCCUUCUCGAAUCUGUUGAAAGUAGUGAUCUGAUAGCUUAUGGCCUCAUACCGGAAUUUAUUGGGCGUUUCCCAAUUUUGUUUAGUUUGUCAGCCCUCACGGAAGACCAACUUGUUCAGGUCUUGACAGAACCAAAAAACGCACUUGUGAAGCAGUUCAAGAAGUUAUUUAAGAUGAAUAACGUGAAGUUGCAUUUUACUGAGAAGGCUCUACGGAUGAUUUCCAACAAAGCAAUGACCAAGAACACUGGUGCAAGGGGGCUAAGAGCCAUACUUGAAAGCCUCCUUACAAAUGCUAUGUAUGAGGUUCCAGAUGCAAAGAUGGGGAAAGAUAGAGUUGAUGCAGUGGUUGUAGAUGAAGAGUCAGUAGGUAGUGUAGAGGUCUGUGGAUGUGGUGGUAAGAUACUACGUGGGGAUGCUUCUCUCGAGAGAUACCUUGCAGAAGCCAACUUCAAGGAUCAGCAAGGACAAGGUGCAGUUGCAGCAGAGCUGCAGGAAGGGGAAAUGGACGACUCGUCAAGAGCAAUGAGCAUGUAG